CAAAAAUUCUCUAGUUCCGAAUGGUUUUUACAAUUGUGUUGCGCUGGGGAAAGUGUAAAAAUUUAAGAUUCGUAGGAAUUUUUGUGUAAAUAUUAUUAAAUAUAUAUGAUAAAAUGAGCAAAAUAUAUGCAAAUAUUGGCAUAAUUGUGUGACCGAAGUGAAUAUAAGUACAAAAAAUAGUUUUUUUUUGAGGAAUUACUGCAAUAAAACGGGAGGAGAAAUUGAUGACGGCCAAGAGUAUGUGCGUGCGUGUUUUUGUGUGUGAGCUUGUGUUGUUCACGGAUAAAAUAUAAUUAAAAAAUAUGCAGAGGAAGUUAUCGCGAUAAGAAAUUAAAUAUUUAAAAUCUCAAAAGUUUGCUUUCUGUGUACUAUUUAUAACAGAGGUAAAACUUAAUCGAAUAUACAAAAAUUAGUUAAUUAGCUAUCAUAGCUUUCUCAAGCUUACACUGAUCUGAUAAAAGAGCAGAGUGGACGUUAUUAAAGACAAAGCGGGGGCGUCAUAUAUUUCGUAUUGAUAUUGGUGAAGUCUUAUGGUUUAAAAAUAUAUAAUGUAAAACAAUAACGGACGGGUACUAUUAACCAAUUUCUUAUGAAGGUAUGAGCUGGGCUUUUAGCUGAACAAUGACAUCAAUGGCCAAAACCAAUCAAAAAACCGGAACAACAGCAGAUGCAUUUAAAACAUUAUUUGCAAAUAAUAAUAAAUCGUGCUCUGGCAGUAUAUGCAGAGAUACAUUAUUUUUGUAAAAGAAAUAAUAAAGUGAAGUUGAUACUACAUCAACAAACAGUCAUUCCAACGUGUACUGCUUAACUCAUAGCAGCCCUCGGAGUUCAGUGCCACAAGCUAUCGCUAAGCGCCCGCACAAUCGCUUCUUGUUUAGUAAAAUAUACAAGAAUUAAAUAAAAACAAAAUUUGCAACCAUGAAUUCAACUGUGUACACCAAUAGUGUCACUAUCAUCAGCAGUAACAGCAAUAGUCACAAUCACAACAACAGCGCCAACAUCAACAAUAUUACAAUUACAAGUAAUAGCAAUGCGAAUAAUACAAAUAACUUGCCUGCCUCCACACCCGUAGCUACGAACCAUACAACAACUACGCACAUAACAACAACAACAAGUAGCGAUACAACAGUUUUAACAGCGGCAGCUGGAGGUGAUGCCGCAAAUGUGCCGCUUAUGACCAAUAAUACAAGUAACAAAAGCGUAGCAGCGCUUGAUGAUCAAGAGGCGUUACUACAACGCGCCGCAGAUGAACGUGAAGCAAUUUUCAAUCGUUACUCGUUGGGUUUGGAUCCCACUAAUGUGGUCGACCCUUGGGAGAAUCCUACAUUUGAGCUCUACCAUAUUACGGAUAAAUAUGGCUUCAUGCACGAUUCCCGCCUGCCCGACACCCGCGACUCACAGGAGCUACAGCGUACCAAAAUCGAAUUGGAGCGCGACAAGAAAUGGAUGAAAAUGCUUGCCAAUUGGAAUCCCAAUAAUGAGAAAGUGCGACGACGUGUCUUCAAAGGUAUACCAGAUCGUAUGCGUUGGCCAGCAUGGAAAAAAUUGCUGAAUGUUGACGAAUUGAUUGCCGCCAAUCCAGACAAGUACGCGUCUAUGUUGGCAUUGGCGCGUAAAUACUCCACCGAGGUGCGUCAAAUCGAUUCGGAUGUAAAUCGACAAUUUCGUGAUAAUGUCGCUUACCGUCAACGGUAUAGCGUUAAACAGUGCUCCCUCUUCAAUGUGCUAAAUGCGUAUAGUAUAUAUAAUCCAGAAUUGGGUUAUUGUCAGGGUAUGGCAUGUCUGGCGGGUGUGCUAUUGCUCUUUAUGCAGGAGGAAGAGGCAUUUUGGGCGUUAAAUCAAUUAAUUAUAGAUCGUAAAUAUGCUAUGCACGGUCUGUUCAUUGAGGGCUUCCCAAAACUGACGCGCUUCCUUGAACAUCACGAUCGGAUACUGUCGAAGAUGAUGCGUAAAUUGCAUCAACAUUUCAUGAAGCACAAUGUCGAUGCCAUUCUUUACUCGAUUAAAUGGUUCUUUGUGAUCUUCGUGGAGCGGAUACCAUAUAGUUUAGCUUUGCGCGUGUGGGACAUUUAUCUGUUGGAGGGUGAACGUGUCGUCACUGCGAUGGCCGUCACCAUACUAUAUUUGCACAAACAGGAAUUGUUGCGUCUCAAAGAUAUGGACUCAAUUAUUGAAUACUUGCAAGUGAAAUUGCAUAAGAAUUUCGGUUACAACGACGAUUACGUAAUUGAGGCACUCGAACGUAUGUUGAAAAAGUUGAAAGAAUUGAAAUUGGAUGUAGCACCGCCCCCAAAAGCGAAUGAGUUCCCUGUUCGACCGUUAGGACAAUUCGUGGAGGCGGAUGUUGAGAAAAAGAUCGGGCGACGACGUUCCGAAUAUACCGAUACGGAAAAACAAGUUAUAACUGAUGUGAUAUUGAGAUCUGAACAAAAUGCAGUAGAAGUACAAUCAACUAUGUCGUAUGAGACCUCUGAAUGCGCUACCGGUGAUGCAUAUUCAAUGAAAACGUAUCGAAGUAUCACUAGUUUAGCCACCUCACCGGCUGUUAGCAGUUAUUCACUAUAUAGUAAUGGAUUUGUUGUCACCACCAACAAUAAAUUAUACAAUGACAUUGAUAACAAUGCUUACAAUAACGGUCACAAUCACAACCACAGCCAGAGUUAUUUACAUAGGCACAGUAAUAGUUAUAGUUACAGCCAUACAAUGUUACCGUUACAAAAUCAUACAGACGUUGACGUUGACUAUUCGAAUGUUGUUGAUUUACCGCCAGACUUUAAUGAAAAUGCUGACAUUGAUGACGAUGAACUCAGCGUACAAAAUACUCGGCUAUAAAUUUAUAUACUAGAAAAUAUUCAAAAAAAAAACUAAGUAAUUCCACAUUUACCAGCGCACUAAAUAUGUAUUUAUAAGCUUAUUAAUAAAUUUAAUAAUUAAAAUAAAUAUAUGUAGUUAUUACAAUAUGCCAAUUUAGCUAGCCUUAAGCUUAAAAUAUGCGAUAAUAAUGUAAUGCUAUUGCGUUUAUAAAAUAUAUAUAAAAAUUAUAGCAUUUAAUAUUUUUUGUUUGAAAACUAUUUUAGAAAAGCUUGCAUAUUUGUAGGCUGAAUAUAGCAAAUGCGCAAAACUACAGUCAUCUAGCUCACAAAAUAUUUGAAAAAUGUUUUUUUUAUAUUACAUUUAAUAUUUUUCGCCUAUAAAUUGAAUUUAUUACCUUAAAUACUAACAAAUAACAGCCUAAAAUAUUAAGUACAUAUAUAAAUAUUUUUUCCCCUAAUAUGAAAAUUUAUGCCGCGAAAUCGAAUCAGAAAAAGAUUAAUUUGUACUACAAAAUUUUUUAUAUUAAAAUUAUGAGGUUUACACAUACAUACAUACAUAUAUUUUUAUGUUUAAUUAAAUUCUCCUAUUGCCAAAAAUUACAUACCUCCUUUACAACAUAUUAUAUACAAAAACCAAUUUACAGUUGUUAAAAAUAUAAUUAACAUAGGCUGUUAGAAAUGUUCCAUUAGCUGUUAUUACUAAUAUAUAGUGACAUUGCUAAGCAUCGUAUUCGCUAUAUUCAGUCUAUAACUUAUAUAAUUAUAUAGCGAAAUUCAGUAUAUAACUCCUAGCAUUGUAUAGUAUAGCUUUAAAAAUUUUGUUUUCCAUAUUGUAGCUUGCCUUUUUGCUAAGCACACAUACUGCUAAAUGUGUAUACUUUAUAAAAAAAAUUGCCAUUGCAAAAAAAGCAUAAGUAAUUAGUUAGAUUUUAUAAUUACUCAAUAUGUAUUUGUAAACUUUAGAAUCUCUCUUCAAUAAUACUAUGCUUUACACCUAUUGUCAUACUUAUUUUACUUCAAACAUUGCCUAUUGCAAACAUUCCCUUAAUGCAAUUAUUGUAUAUUUUUUCACAAAAGUUAUUAAGUAAAAGUGGUACACAAUAUUUUACUGAAUUAUUAGCUGAAUUCAAACAUUCUUUAAUAAUAAUUCCACAUUCAUUUUGUGCGCUUAAAUGGAAUAACAGUAAUUUUUUAAAAGUUUAUACAUAAUUUCGCACAUAUAAUUGCAAAGAAAACACGUGGGAUUAUUUAUUUAUAAUAUACAUAUGAAGUUUCAUAACGCAAAAUAUAUUUUUUGAGGUUAUAUACUCUUUUCAAUAAUACCUAUUGGGAACUACUGAUUUGCAUUUGUGUUUUUAUGAUCAAAUAACUAGAAUUCAUUUCAGAUUCCGCUUAAUACUGUUUAAAUUUCGGAUAUUUUCCAUUAAUUAAUGUUUUAUUAUAUCUUAGGUGCAUACAGCACCUUUUAACUUUAACGACACAUGCAGUCAGUUUGUUUCAAUUAAAUUGUAAUUACACACAAGCAACAGUGUUUUCUGUUUAUGUUGGGAGGAUUAAAUAUAUUAGUAAUUCAACAAAAAAAUAUAAAAAUAUAAAUAUUUGUAAACAUUUAUUAUUAUUAUUUUUUUUAAUUUUUGAUUUGUUUUUCUAAAAACAUCAAUUAUUGUUCAAAAUAUUUUUUAAUAGAAUUUAUUUAUUUUUGAAUAAGUUAAAUAACUUUUUCUCCACAAGUCACUAAAAUCAUAUUCUUGUUCCAGAAUACCGUAUUGUUUGUACGCAAAGCUAAUAUUUUAGACGCUGAAGCCAAAUUUUCUGAAAUAUUUCAAAUUGUUAGUUACCAGCACGAUUUUUAUUUUGCAACUAUUUAGUUUCGAAGUCUAUAAUUUCAAUCAUUUUGUAUAUUAUACAUAUGUAUGUAUGUAUGUGUGUAUGUACAUGUACAUAUGUACAUAUAUUCAUUGUGCUUAUAAUAUAAACUUGUAAUUCCUAUUUUAUUCCUAUAUAACUAUUUUAUACUAUAUACCAAUACUUAUUUAUUUAUAUAUUAUGCUUACAAUGCGAUACCUGUACCAUGAUAUUUAUUUACAACUAUGUACUUCAUCUAUAUACAAUACUUAUAUAUACCUACUAUAAAAUAUGUGAAAAAUAUAAAUUUUUGUGCAUUUAUAAUGUCAUUUAAUUAGUUAGCGCUUUUUGUACGCCUGGCGUCAGUAACUUGCAAAAAGUGCUUUAAAAGUUAACGAAUUUUCAUUUAAAUAUCGAAAGUCUACGCAUUUCAUACUUUGCACUGUAGUAGUGUGUUUAUAGCAUUAAAAAUGUACUGAAAUUUAAAUAAACAUAAAUAAUUAAAUUAUAAAUAAAAAUUAUUUAAUUUUUAAAGUUAUGAUUUUUAUUCACAUAUCCAUUAAAUACAGCUCGGCUGAGGCAAAAGAGGACAUUUUGAUUUUUGUAGAGAUAAUAUACAAAAUUCUUGACCUAUUUUACUUCAAAUAAAACUACAUUUUGCUGAGUUACAUUAAAAAUGUAAAAUCUAUAAGAUUAUUAUGAUGAAGAAAACUUUUUUUAUUGAUGGUGAUCGCAAAUUGGUUAGCGGCAGUUCUUCUGCUGACGUCAAAUUAGCGACUAUUUGCAAACGGUUGUAGUAUAGUUGGUAGUUUUUUGUGCAAAAAAAGUUUUCUUUGACAACUUAUUUUCAAUUCUCUCUGAUGAUAUUUCUUAUUAAAGGUUAUUAAGGUAAUCAUUUUUUUAACGAAAAUGUAAGUGCAUUCGCAGCACUUCGUGAGGGAAUCGCAAAUAUUUUUUAAAAGAUUUUUUUAUUUUCUAAAAAGUUUUAAAAAUAUUAUCUAUUUUAGAAAGUUUUUGAAUAUAUGUAUUAAAGUCUACGGACACCUUAAAAUGUUAACAGAGCGGUUAUCACCUCAAAAUUAUGUAAAACUUAGUGAUUAGUGCCAUAAGCCACACAUUAUAUAUACAUAAUUUUUUAUAAAUUCUUUAUCUAUAUUUUUUCGAAUGAUGCAUAUACAUAUGUAUUUUUCUACAUCCCUUUUCCAAAAAUAUAUUUUUUCAUUGGUACUUAUUUAAUAUUUUAUAAUUAUUUGUAUAUUGCAUACCUACAACUAACAAAUCUUAAAAAAUAUUUUUUUAUUAAAUUUAAGCAUGCGCGUUUUAUGCUCGAAAUUAUUAAUUGCACUUUUAUAAUUGUUUGUUUAACCGAAAAAAGUUAUGUAACAAUAAUAAUAAUUAGUGUGUGUAUAAUUUUUUUAAUAUUUAGCAUGUGCUCGAAAAUGUAUUUCAUAAAGAACAUUACAUAAAAGUCGUAUAGUUCAUCAAAUCGUAAAUAAUUGAAUAUUUCGUGACUGCGUUAUGGCCUCGCGCACGCACACCAACUAGCUUAUCUCUGAUUUCUGAAAACUUAAUUUUAUGAUUAGGUAUUCAGCCCAAAUACUAGCGUAUUUUGUCAAUUAGUUUGUCAACUCUGCAUAACAGUAAAUAGAAUGAACAACUUGCAUACUUAACACCUCUCCAGUACUAACAUUACAACGCUUAUCCUACCAAAAUUUGAUUUUAAACUUUAUAAAGCUAGGCGCCACGCCACACACACUUGCAACCACAACUUUCCUAUGUAUUAGAAAAACACGCAUUUAUUUACUUGCUCUCUUCUUCAUUUAUUGCAAAAAAGUAGUUCUCUCCACAUUUAUUCAAUUAAAUUUAUACAAACAGAAAAAUUUUACAUACAAAAUAUUAAUAAAAAAUUGGUAUUUUUUGCUUUUGUAAAUAAUUUCACAACAAUAUUGGCUUGGUUGAAACAAAAAAAAACAAAAUGUGGCCCUAAACGAAAAUUAAAAAAAAAUUAUUAAAUAACGUGUAUUGGAUAAACACAAACCUUGUUAAAAUAAAUGCGCAACAAAAAUGAAAAAUUAAAUUUUGAAAUUUUUAUGUUUAAUUCGUUUACUGUUACGCAAAAAAAUUGGACAACAACAACCACUUUCACGUACAACAAAAACGAAACGACUAAAAAUUUUAUAAUUCCCAAAAAUUUUAUGGAAAAACAUCUUUUGCCACAAUUGAAAAUUUUCUCUACCCACAAUAAUGAACAACAAAAUAUCCAUCACCGACAAUUGCCUCAAAUUAAACUAAAAAACAAA
This is a messenger RNA of Bactrocera neohumeralis, 6958 nucleotides long. RefSeq names its product USP6 N-terminal-like protein (gene RN-tre). The record is from RefSeq and is a predicted model, not a curated record. The transcript has 5 exons. The coding region runs from base 919 to 2832 and encodes 637 amino acids. NCBI's taxonomy places the organism in Eukaryota, Metazoa, Arthropoda, Insecta, Diptera, Tephritidae.